AUGAAUGAAACAUAGAAGAUUUCAUAAAUGCAAAUUGAUGAUAUUCAUUACUUUGAUUUUCCUGGUUUUGAUGAUAAUUUAUCUCGAUAUGCCAGGUUAGCUCACAGAAUCAGUUUAUAUAAUUAUCUUAAAAAAACAAAAAAAGUAAUUGGAUUUAUGGUGCUUGAUGGAUCUAUUAGAGAUGCCUAAAUAAUAAAAGAUACUAUUGACCCAAUUUAUUUAAUGAUGAAAGAUAAAAAUUAAUUAUUAUUAGAAAAUGAAAAUUGGCUUUCUUUAAUUUUAGUUAAAGUAAAACAAAAUACAAGAGUUGAUUAUAGAGUUGAAAUAGCACCUAUCAAUAAUUGGGCUUAGGCAUAUAAAGGAUUGCUUGAUGGAAGAUAUAGUUUAUAUAAAACUAUGUAUGCUAAUGAUAAUUAAUGUGUAGAAUUUUACAAACCUUAGGAAAAUUUAAAUAAUAAUAGUCAAGCAGUUGAAGUUAUAACAAAUAGCAUUAAGACAAAAAUAAUAAAUAUUAUUCAAAGUUAAUUAAAAACAAAUAAUUAAUAGAUAGAAUUUGAAUUACUUGUAGAACCUAAAUUAUUUUAUUUAUCUGAAAUGUCAACAUUUUUGCUUAACAUUAAAAUUUAAUAAAUCCUAGAUUUAUUUACAAAUUAAUUUAAUGAAUAUAUUUAAGAUGAAACAAAAUCGAUUUCAGUAAAAAAGGAAUCAAUAUCAGACCUAAAAUUCAAAAUUUAAGAAGAUGUAAAAACUGCAGAGUUUUAAAAUUAAACUAAUUAUUUUUGCUUAUUAAUAGAAGAUGUUUAAUCAUGUAUUUAAAGCUUAAAGUUAUUUUAAAAUAACCAAAUACAACCUAUCAAAAUAAGUACACAAAAUUUAAGGUAGAAUAUGGAAAAAAUUAUUGAAAUAAUAAAAUUGAUUGAAAAUUUGAUAAAAGGAUUUUAUAUCGCAACUCUGAUAGAUUCAAUUAUUGGUGCUAUAGCUUCAUUUGGUGCUGCAUUACUUGGAGAAGAAAUUAUUGUUGCAUUAUCUGCUGCUGCAUUAAGAAAAGCAAUAAUAACCAUUUCUGUUCGUACAGCAAUCACUGCAACUAGUGGAGCUGCAGGGUCGCUUCUAAUUGGGAUUGUACUUGAUGUAUUAAAAAACAAGAUAUUAAAAUAUUUUUAUGAUAAAUAUCUUGAGGAAUAGAAUAGUAAAAAUGAUUUGAAUUUCAUUUUAAAUAAAUAAAAUUUAUAUUUUAUACAUAUCUUAUAUCUCUAAUUAUAUCUAAAUUUACAAGUUAACAAAUAAUUCUAAACAAAAAUCCUUAGUUAUACAUAAUAAAUCAUUUCUAAAGUUCUAUAAUACCAAAGAAUAUUAGAAUUAUCUGCGUACUUUUGCUAAUGA
Molecule: messenger RNA, 1383 nt
Organism: Paramecium pentaurelia
Lineage: Eukaryota; Ciliophora; Oligohymenophorea; Peniculida; Parameciidae
Source: the annotation of a GenBank genome assembly